This is a messenger RNA of Scutellospora calospora, 393 nucleotides long. The record is from the annotation of a GenBank genome assembly. NCBI's taxonomy places the organism in Eukaryota, Fungi, Glomeromycota, Glomeromycetes, Diversisporales, Gigasporaceae.
UUGGAUUCGUACAAAAACGAGAUCCAAGAUAUAAAGCUUAUAAAAUGGCAGCUGAACAAAGAGAUAAAGCUCAAAUUGCUGAAGCAAAAAGACGAGCAGCUCGUGAUCGUGCAAAACAUCUUUCUGAAUUACAAGAAUAUCAAGAACAAGAUUGGACAAAAACUUCAAAUUGGGGAUAUGAGAAGACGGAAGAAAUCUCUGAAGACAUUAUAAAUGAAAGUGUUCAAGAUAAUGAUAAAAUAAAAUCUGAUUCAUUUAAUGGUGAUGAUGAAUUAUCUGAACUAUUAAACAAAACAAAGAUUUCUUCUAGAGGUGGUUUUGAAUCUGAAGAGGAAUCUAGUAAAACUCUGUCCUUAAAUGAUGAUGAUAAUAAAUCAAUUCAACAGGAGAACG